Molecule: messenger RNA, 2584 nt
Organism: Acanthochromis polyacanthus (spiny chromis)
Lineage: Eukaryota; Metazoa; Chordata; Actinopteri; Pomacentridae
Product: protocadherin alpha-3-like
Exons: 2
Coding region: 221-2584 (787 amino acids)
Biological process (GO): homophilic cell-cell adhesion
Cellular component (GO): plasma membrane
Molecular function (GO): calcium ion binding
Source: RefSeq, a predicted model, not a curated record
GUAUUUCCCCAAUAACCUCUGGGUGUCAGUAUUACAUUGAGAAUCUAUAUGACACUGUGUCCAUCCCCUCACAAACCUUUUGUUUGCCACUGAAAGAAACAGAGGACGCAUUCUACUGUAGCUCACCACUCGAUUGAAUCGUGUUGUGCAAUUUAGAAAAAUGCGACACAUAUGGACUUUAUAGCUUAGACACUGUGUAUUAAUGUGUUGUUGAAUAACGAUGGGGACCGAAAGACAAAGUGGACGAAGGAAUUGCUUCUGGUUUGCUCUUCAUUUGGCUUUACUGUUUAUCGGAAAACGGGCCUCGGCAGAAAUAAGAUACUCUGCCGCAGAAGAAGUGAAAGAAGGGACUGUUGUUGGAAAUGUUGCCAAGGAUCUUGGGCUUGAUAUCGUCUCUUUGUCUGGUCGACGGUUCCGUGUUGUGUCUGAAUCUAAGAAUGAACUGUUUGAUGUAAACCAGGACAAUGGGGCUCUAUAUGUCCGUCAGAAAAUCGACAGAGAGGAGCUGUGUCAGGGAAGUGGUACAUGCCUAAUGGAGCUCAAGAUCAUAGUGGAAAACCCUUUGGAAAUACAUUAUGUGGUGGUAGAGAUUACCGAUGUGAAUGAUCAUUCCCCGAAUUUUCCUGAGAAACACCAGACGUUUGAAAUAGCCGAGCAUACGCUGCCAGGGAGGCGAUUCCAGCUACACACUGCUCGUGAUCCAGAUGCUGGAAUUAACUCUAUUCGUACGUACACGUUAACGUCAAAUGAACAUUUUGAAAUAGAUAUUCGUCAAAGCGAUGAGGAUAAAAUACCUUUCUUAGUGCUGAAGAAAUUGUUGGACAGAGAACAACAAGACAAGCAUUCACUCCUGGUUACAGCAGUUGAUGGAGGUAAACCUCCCAGAUCAGGAACACUAAAUGUUUCUGUUAUUGUUCUUGACAUUAAUGAUAACCGUCCAACAUUUAGUCAGGAGAUUUAUACAGUUGAAAUACAAGAAAAUGCUCCUGUAGGCACUUCAAUAUUAAGAAUGAAUGCGACAGAUCCAGAUGAAGGAACCAACAGUGAAGUUGAAUACAGUCUUGGAAAAACUCUGAAGAAGAAUGUCUACGACAUUUUUGAACUGGACAAAUUAACAGGAGAGAUUAGAGUAAAAGGAGCAGUGGACUAUGAAGAAAAUGACGUUCAUAAACUGGAUAUUGAGGCAUCUGAUAAAGCAACACCUCCAUUAGCCGGUGAGUGUAGACUCAUUAUCAAGAUUAAAGACAUCAAUGAUAACCCUCCAGAAAUAGAAAUCACAUCACUGUCAAAUACAGUAUCUGAAGACUCAAAGCCUGGCACGAUGAUUUCUCUCAUCAGGGUACGAGAUAAAGAUUCUGGAGUCAAUGGAAAAAUUAUUUCGAGCAUAACCUCGGAUGUGCCUUUUGAGUUGAAGCCAUCAUAUAAAGAAAACACAUAUUCAAUUGUCACUAAAGGCUUUUUGGAUCGAGAGCAGGUGUCUCAUUAUGAAAUAACAAUUAAAGCCACAGACUGUGGUGAACCUCCUUUGUCUACUUUGAAAACUCUCAGCAUUCAAAUAUCAGAUGUAAAUGACAACAGUCCACAAUUCUCACAAAACUCACUGCAGUUUUACCUGUUAGAAAAUAAUGUUGCUGGAGCUUCAAUAUUCUCUGUCAGUGCAACAGAUAAAGAUUUAAAUGACAAUGCAGCUAUUUCAUAUCAUAUUGUGAGAGAAGGGAGCCAAAAUGACAUAAUGUCGUUUCUAAAUGUCAAUUCAGAAAACGGACAUAUCACAGCACUGAAAAGUUUUGACUUUGAAACGCUGAAAACUUUCCAGUUCAAAGUUGUUGCCACAGAUUCUGGAGAUCCAUCUCUCAGCACCAACGUCACAGUCAACGUGUUCAUCCUGGAUCAGAACGACAACGCUCCAGUCAUCCUGUAUCCACUCAGCUCCAACGGAUCUGCUGAAGGUGUGGAGGAGAUUCCCCGCAAUGUCAACGCAGGACACUUGGUCACCAAAGUCAGAGCCUAUGACGCUGAUAUAGGAUAUAACGGCUGGUUGCUAUUCUCACUGCAGGAACUCACUGACCACAGUCUCUUUGCUUUGGACCGAUAUACAGGACAGAUCAGAACACUUCGCUCAUUCACAGAGACAGACGAGGCUGAACACAAACUGGUCAUACUGGUCAAAGACAAUGGAAACGUUUCACUCUCAGCAACAGCUACUGUCAUUGUCAAACUUGUGGAGCCCAAAGAGGCUUUUGCAGCAUCUGAUGUCAAAAGUGCAGCAAAAGUUGAUGAAGAUGACAAUGUGACAUUUUAUUUGAUGAUAACUUUGGGAUCAGUUUCUGUACUGUUUCUCAUCAGCAUCAUCGUGCUGAUUGCAAUGCAGUGCUCCAAAUCCACAGACUAUACUUCCAAAUAUCUGCAAGAGACUAAUUAUGAUGGGACACUAUGUCACAGCAUCCAGUACAGAUCUGGAGACAAACGCUACAUGUUAGUUGGACCCAGAAUGAGUAUAGGAUCUACUAUAGUUCCUGGCAGUCAUGCAAACACUCUAGUGCUACCUGACAGGAGGAGGGCAUCUGAAGAGGUAAGGCAUUGA